CUGUGUGUCAGAUGACUGAGUAAAACCAUAAAACUGGAAAGAGUGUAUUGAAGAAAAAAAAUUUUGUUUAUACUGCAUAUGGUGUUACAAAUGGUGCUAAUCUGAACAGAAAACACUUUUUCCUUGCUGUUGUAGAGCAAGAACAGAGAUACAACCAAAAAUGGAAACUCAAAAGAGGCAGAAAAAACAGUGUGAUGUGAAAACAGAUCUGAACUUAUUGCUUGAAUGCCUUAAAUACCAGAUGGACUGCCCUCUAUCUCAGAAAGACACUUUGAUCACUAUUUACUCAAUUUGUCAACAAAACAGUGAAGCAAGUGAAUAUUUUCGAGAAAUUGGUGGUUUGAUGUUUGUAAAUGAUCUUGCAAAGUCAAGUAUUCAUGGCAUAGUAAAGGAAGCAGCUUUGUUUACAUUAGGAAUUACAAUGGAGAGUAAUGUUUAUUGUCAACAAACUUUGUGUACUGCUGCAUUGUUUGAAGACCUCAUUUCAUUUUUAAUUAAUAAGAAUUCUGGUGUGAACUUGAAAAGAAUGUCUGUUUAUGUCAUCUUAGCACUGGUUUCCAAUAAUAUAAGUGGGCAAACCUAUGUCAGAGAUACAGGCUGCAUUGGCCUACUGCUACAGUUAUUCAGAACAACGCUUUCCGCAUCUGAGAUCAAUCUGUCAGAUGAAGAUACUAAUCAGUGCUAUCAGCUGUGGUCCUCAGUCUGCAGUACUCUCUGUGCCUGUGUUAACAAUCCCCAGAAUGAAUAUAAUCAAAACAUUUGCUCUUCAGUUUUCCCAUAUGCCAAAGAGUGGCUGGAAUGUUGCACAAAGCCUGAGAUAGUUCGUCCUAUUUGUUCAUUUGUUGGUCUCACAGUUGCAAAUAACUCAUAUGUGCAGAAAUAUUUUGUUUCUGUUGGGGGACUGGAUACAUUAGCUAGAGUUCUCACCAGGCUUACGCAUGAUUCCAAUAUGAGUCACUCCAGCAUUAAACUUGCAAUAGCAGUAACAAAGACUCUGGAUGCCUGCGUUGCUAAUGACUCUACCAUAGGUAUUGUCUUGACAAAGUACCACACUGUGUCAGAGCUACUAAAGCUGCUGUCCAAUGACACUCUGGAUACAAGAGAAAAAAUUAGUAUUAUUCUAACCAUUGGACACUGUACUGAAGUUUGUGAAGAAAACCAGUGUGAGCUGCUCCAGAAUAAUGGUCUUCCACUUAUGAUUCAGUUAUUAACUGAGUCUCAGGAUGAGGAACUAAACAAAGUGGCUACUUUUGUGCUUAAAAACUGCAAACAAAUGACUAAACAAUUGUUCCUGAAAAUAAAUUAUAAUUCAUUAAAUGCAACCAAUACAGAGGAGUUGGACAUGCAAGUCAGAAAAAGAAGUCUAGAAGACUACUGGAAGGAAGCAAAAGAAAUUUUAUACAGAACAAACUUGCUUGAAAAAGAGUGUAAUGAGGAAAGUGCGAAAGGAGGAGUAUUUGUAGAAAGAUCCUCAGAAGCCAGUGCUGAAGCAUCCAAAUACUGUGAGGUGAAUCCUGCUGAUCCAGAAACUUACAUAGCAAGAACACAUAAAGAAAUACAUUGUCCACAGUCAGAUGAUCAGGUUCUUUCUCCAUCUGUAAAUUCUUCUGCACUGAAAAAUGAAAUAGUUAACCCUAUGAAUCUAGUAAAUGCUUCUGUGAGACAAAGUGAACAGAGGAAUAGUCUGUGUUCAGUUAAUGAACUGCAAACAGAUAGUGUACUACAAAGUCAUAGUAUAAAUGAAAGAACUACUUGUGUAAAAAAUCAAUCUAUUCAAGUAAGUGAACAAUUAUUUAAGAAACCAGCAGAGAUCAUUAAAAACGUGAAACAGACAUGCACAUCAGAUCAACACUCGGAGAUAACCAAAGGAGAAAAAAGUACUUCAGCUACAUCUACAUCCCAGAAAAUGGCAGAUUUCAGGUGUUCAGGUUGUAAAGCAGGAGAACUGUCCUUCAAUAGUAAAACCUUUACCAAGGUGUUGCAAAGUUGUCCAUACCAGUGUGACCAUCACAAAGUCAUUCUGGAAGCAGAAGAAAGACGUAAAAAGGAGCUUCUCAAAUUGACUGUUUGUAACAAUAGGAGAUAUGCAGCUUCUGAGAAAAUACUGCUGACCCCUGAGAAGAAACAAAGACUGCAUACAGAAACACCAACUUUUAGGAGCAGACUGGAUAGUUCUCAAAAAAUACUACUGACCCCAAAGAAGAAAAAAAGAGUACAUGCAGAAAUACCAACUUUUAGGAGUGAAAUGGAUGAUUUUCAAAGUAUUAUUUUGACUCCAGAUAGAAAAAAACAAUCUAAUACUUCAAAUAGAGAUGGACAUAGUAAAAAUGCGAGUUUGGCCAAUGACUGUAACUUGAUACCUACGUAUAAAAAGUCUUUACAAAAAAGCCAAGAUGCUAACUCGAACAGGCAGAGAGUCAAAGAAAUGCGCAACCUGGAAUGUCAGUGCUUAAAAGAAAAUCACCAGUAUUCAGUGGAAAGAGAUGAGAAAGGACGGACAAAUGUUGACCCUUCCAAGAAGUACUACAGGUUACAGUUGCAAAGGUGAGAAAAAACCAAAGAUCAAUAACACCUUUCAAGAGUAUUUUGGAUCUUGUUGCAGAAUGCUGAAGAAUGGCAUUUUUAACAGUGGUGUACUGUUGCAGCAAUACAAACCCUCGGAGAAUUUAGAUUGGCUUGGACUCCUGUUCUCAGUGAUAACAUUCAUUGACAGAGUUGUUCCACUUUGUAAAUUGAAAUUAUAUGUAAUUGCCUAAGUUUGUUAUUUUGGUGCUUGGGGGGGUUUGCUUUUUUUUUUUUUUUUUAAAUAAUGCUAAAGUAGCUAACAAAAUACCAGUAGAAUAAUUUAUGAGGUUCUCUGAACCUUCUUGAAUGUUUUAUUUAUGUAAUAUUUGAUCUGCCUUUUUGUUUGAAGCUCUCUAUAGUUUGCUUUACACCAUUUGUAAGAAAAGGCUCUAUCGCUAAAAUUAAUAUUUAUGUCAGAAACUGGUGUCAAAUGUUUUGUCUUGUUUCCUCUUAAUCAGUGAAAUGUUUAAAGUAGGUAAAAUAUUUUGUCGUGAGUUUAAUGUGCUGUAUGUACAGAAAAGUGUAUCUAUGACAGAAAACACCACAUGUAUGUAGUAGCAUGUAGCAGACAUCUUUUUGUGUAUUACUCAAGUAAAUAGGCAGAACUGCCAUUUCUGCUAAUUGCACAGUUUUCAGAGAAAGCUUUAUUGAAACCCUUAAGCACGUGAUUUUUCAGUGGUAGCCUUACUAUUUCAUUUGCAUAUUUUAUCUAUUCUGAUAAAGGUGUGAUUAAUCGAUAACUAAUUUGUUAUGGAA
Molecule: messenger RNA, 3321 nt
Organism: Pezoporus flaviventris
Lineage: Eukaryota; Metazoa; Chordata; Aves; Psittaciformes; Psittacidae
Gene: TERB1
Product: telomere repeat binding bouquet formation protein 1
Exons: 21
Coding region: 161-2548 (795 amino acids)
Biological process (GO): meiotic attachment of telomere to nuclear envelope; homologous chromosome pairing at meiosis
Source: RefSeq, a predicted model, not a curated record